This is a messenger RNA of Pyrgilauda ruficollis (rufous-necked snowfinch), 1124 nucleotides long. RefSeq names its product TatD DNase domain containing 3 (gene TATDN3). NCBI's taxonomy places the organism in Eukaryota, Metazoa, Chordata, Aves, Passeriformes, Passeridae. The record is from RefSeq and is a predicted model, not a curated record. Bases 90 to 902 code for a protein of 270 amino acids. Gene Ontology annotation, molecular function: hydrolase activity, acting on ester bonds. The transcript is spliced from 10 exons.
GCGUCGCCAUUUCCCGCCUGGAACGCGGGGAAAAUGCCGGCCCGGAAGCGGAACCCGCAGCCGCCCGGUGCCUUCCCGCCGGGCGCGGCAUGGCGGGGCCGGUGGACUGUCACUGCCACCUGGCCGCGCCCUGCUUCCAGCCGGACGUGGCGGCCGUGGUGCGGGCGGCGGAGCAGGCGGCCGUGUCAGCGCUGGUGGCGGUGUCGGAGCAGGCGCGCGAGUUCCGGAGCGUCGUGGAGCUGUCUGAGAGAUUCCCAGGGUUUGUCUUGCCAUGCCUGGGAGUUCACCCCGUUCAAGAGGUUUCUCCAGAGGAGCAGCGCAGUGUUACUUUGAAGGAUCUGGAUGCUGCACUGCCUCUUAUAGAACUUUACAAAGACAAAUUGGUGGGGAUUGGAGAAGUUGGACUAGAUUUCACUCCCAGAUUUGCCAGCACUGAUGAACAGAAGGAAGGACAAAGACAGGUUUUGAUCAAGCAGAUUGAGCUGGCAAGAAGACUGGAUUUGCCAUUAAAUGUUCAUUCCCGCUCAGCUGGAAGACCAACCAUUAAUCUUCUGAAGGAACAAGGUGCUACCAAGGUGAUGCUCCAUGCCUUUGAUGGGAAGCCGUCUGUAGCCAUGGAAGGGGUGAGAGCUGGAUACUACUUCUCCAUUCCUCCUUCCAUUAUAAGGAGUGAACAGAAGCAGAAGCUUGUGAAACAGCUGCCGCUGGAAAAUAUGUGCUUGGAAACUGACUCUCCUGCUCUGGGGCCUGAAAAACAGGUGAGAAAUGAACCCAAAAAUAUUUACAUUGCUGCUGAAUACAUUGCGAAAAUUAAAGGAAUUCCAGUUGGAGAAGUUAUAGAAAUGACUACACAGAAUGCACUAAAAGUAUUUCCUAAACUUCAGCACUUUAUUCGGAUAUAGAUUCAGAAACUGAAAUAUAUGAUGUUGCAGAAAGUAUUACUUGUGGUGUUAUUAAUAAAACCAAUGUAUAUCUUGUAUUAAAGUGGAGUUUUGCAGUUGGAAGUUCAAGAAGCAAGGAGUGUAAUAUAGCUGGAUAGGAUGAAAAUAGGGAAUUUCUCAAAGGUCUUUGGUGUGCACCGUAAUAGUCUCUUGAAUGUGAUCAAGACACAUUGUUCCUUUGCA